AUGGAGCGGAGGUGGGUCUUCGUGCUGCUCGACGUGCUGUGCGUGCUGGUCGCCUCUCUGCCUUUCGCCAUCCUGACGCUCGUGAAUGCCCCAUACAAGCGAGGGUUCUACUGCAGUGAUGACUCCAUCCGGUACCCCUACCGUCCAGACACCAUCACUCAUGGGCUCAUGGCCGGGGUCAUCAUCACGACCACCGUCAUCCUUGUCUCGGCCGGAGAGGCCUACCUGGUGUACACGGACCGGCUCUACUCCCGCUCCAACUUCAACAACUACCUGGCCGCCGUCUACAAGGUGCUGGGGGCCUUCCUGUUCGGGGCGGCCGUGAGCCAGUCCCUCACUGACCUGGCCAAGUACAUGAUUGGCCGGCUGAGGCCCAACUUCCUGGCGGUGUGCGACCCCGACUGGAGCCGGGUCAACUGCUCCGUCUACGUCCAGGUGGAGAAGGUGUGCAGGGGGAGCCCUGCCAACGUCACCGAGUCCAGAUUGUCUUUCUACUCUGGACACUCCUCCUUUGGGAUGUACUGCAUGAUGUUCUUGGCGCUCUACGUGCAGGCGCGGCUCUGCUGGAAGUGGGCACGGCUGCUGCGGCCCACGGUGCAGUUCUUCCUGGUGGCCUUUGCCCUCUAUGUGGGCUACACCCGCGUAUCUGACCACAAACACCACUGGAGUGAUGUCCUCGUGGGCCUCCUGCAGGGGGCACUGGUGGCCGGCCUCACUGUUCGCUACAUCUCUGACUUCUUCAAAACCCGGCCCCCACAGCACUGCCUGGAAGAAGGGGAGCUGGAACGGAAGCCCAGCCUGUCCCUGACGCUGACCCUGGGCGAGGCUGACCGCAACCACUAUGGGUACCCAGCCUCCAACUCCUGA
Pipistrellus nathusii (Nathusius's pipistrelle) is the source of this 867-nucleotide messenger RNA. The record is from the annotation of a GenBank genome assembly. NCBI's taxonomy places the organism in Eukaryota, Metazoa, Chordata, Mammalia, Chiroptera, Vespertilionidae.